AUGUAUGGGGACCUGGCGAACAAGCUUGUCCACCACGCGAAGAGGACACAGAACCUGUCUCACCUGCCUCCUUAUCAAACCGAGAUUGUGCGCGGCGUCACCAAGGAGGUUCGCGACCUAGACCAAGAUGUUGCGCGACUUCUAGAACCCUUCAACGACUCAUUCGACCCCGACGGUAAUCAAUCCACAGCAUGCACCCUGCUCGUCAAUCAUCUGGCGAUGAGGCGGAACAAACGCUGCCUCCUGGCAUACCAUCGCACGAGGGCGAACAAAUUGGAAGAGCUUGUCUGGAGUGGCGCCGAUCUCCUGGACCUUUCUGGGCAGCAGGUCAGGGACGCUGGUACGGAGGGAGAAGGCAUGCAAUCAGCCAACGAGGGAGAGGCUGAAACGAGCAGCCUCAGCCCGCAAGAGGAGGAUUACGUGCGACAAUAUGGGGAUCUUUUAGCCGCACUGAAGGGGCAGUGGACUGAUAUUGAUCUGACGGGGAGCUUGGAUCCGCCAAGGGACCUCUUUAUCGACGUGCGGGUUUUGAAAGAUGCGGGCGAGAUUCAGACCGAAUACGGUCAGUUCUACGUGCGACAAGGCGACGUCGAGCGUUUGAUCGGCCAAGGAUAUCUGCAAAAGUUAAGCUGA
Messenger RNA from Thyridium curvatum, 633 nucleotides. RefSeq lists its product as uncharacterized. Gene Ontology annotation, cellular component: GINS complex. The record is from RefSeq and is a predicted model, not a curated record. The transcript is spliced from 3 exons. Gene Ontology annotation, biological process: DNA replication; DNA strand elongation involved in mitotic DNA replication. NCBI's taxonomy places the organism in Eukaryota, Fungi, Ascomycota, Sordariomycetes, Thyridiales, Thyridiaceae. The coding region runs from base 1 to 633 and encodes 210 amino acids.